AUGUUAUCCCAAAUUUCCAGACGCGCUUUAACCUCCAACAGAGCCAUCGCCAUGAGAAUGUACUCUGAAGGCGCUACCGGUGCUCCAAGAGGCGCUUCCAGCGACGACGCUUUCUCCAAGCGCGAAGCCGCCCAGGAGAACCUCUACGUCAAGCAGCACGAAAAGGAGCAGUUGGCAGCCUUGAGAAAGAAGUUGGCCGAGCAGGAAAAGACCAUCUCCGAUAUCCAGGGGAAGUUGGACGACUUGGAGAAGAAGUAA
Messenger RNA from Babjeviella inositovora NRRL Y-12698, 258 nucleotides. RefSeq lists its product as uncharacterized. The coding region runs from base 1 to 258 and encodes 85 amino acids. Gene Ontology annotation, biological process: negative regulation of ATP-dependent activity. Gene Ontology annotation, cellular component: mitochondrion. Gene Ontology annotation, molecular function: ATPase inhibitor activity. NCBI's taxonomy places the organism in Eukaryota, Fungi, Ascomycota, Pichiomycetes, Serinales. The transcript has 2 exons. The record is from RefSeq and is a predicted model, not a curated record.